AUGCCUUCGAACAUCGUGGUUCUCGGCGCUGGAGUCAGUGGUCUUACGACCGCAUUGCGAUUGGUAGAGAACGGACACAAAGUUACAAUUGUAGCAAAGCAUAUGCCUGGAGACUACGAUAUCGAAUACGCAAGUCCAUGGGCUGGAGCAAAUUACCUUCCCUUCAGCGCAGCAGGCACGCAGACAUCGACUUUUGAGCGAGAAACGUGGCCGGAGCUCGAGCGAUUGGCGAGAGAUCUUCCCGAGUCCGGCGUACAUUUCCAAGAAACAUUUCUCUACCGAAGAUCGAAGGAUGUAAACACGCCUGUUGGCGACUGGUUCAAAGAGCUCAUCAGAGAGGACGCCUGGUUCAAGGAUGUCGUACCUAAUUUCCGAGUAUUGUCAAAAUCAGAGACACCGCAGGGCAUGGAUGGAGGGACCGCAUUCACGUCCGUCUGCAUCAACACUGCGCUGUACUUGCCGUGGCUGGCGUCCCMAUGUCUCAAGCAUGGAGCGGUGAUUCGGAGAGGCAUUGCCGAGCAUAUCACAGAUGCAGCGAAGCUUCACCAUACAGGUAGAUCGGCGGACCUAAUUGUGAACUGCACCGGCCUCUCAUCACUACGACUUGGAGGUGUGGAAGACAGUACCCUCUAUCCCGCUCGCGGCCAGAUAGUGGUUGUCCGCAACGAUCCAGGCAUCAUGGUCUCGGCUUCUGGAACCGACGAUGGACCCGAUGAAGCUGUAUAUGUUAUGCAUCGUGCUGCUGGCGGAGGCUGCGUCCUUGGCGGAUGCUUGCAGAAGAACAACUGGGAAAGUCAACCGGAUCCUAACCUGGCAAUCCGAAUCAUGAAGCGUGCAGUUGAGUUGUGCCCUAAUAUGGUACCUGAAGGUGCAGGCAUUGAAGCCUUGAGCGUCAUUCGUCAUGGAGUCGGGCUGAGGCCAAUGCGAAAGGACGGCAUUCGAGUUGAGAAGGAAGUCAUCGCCGGAACUACUGGACGAAAGGUGCCUGUGGUCCACAACUACGGUCAUGGCGGUUACGGCUAUCAGACCUCGUAUGGUGCCACGGCCGCUGUGGUGAAGUUGGUCGACGAAGCAUUGCUCGAGAAGGCGAGGCUGUAG
Messenger RNA from Ramularia collo-cygni, 1098 nucleotides. RefSeq names its product probable D-amino-acid oxidase. Lineage: Eukaryota; Fungi; Ascomycota; Dothideomycetes; Mycosphaerellales; Mycosphaerellaceae. The coding region runs from base 1 to 1098 and encodes 365 amino acids. The transcript is spliced from 5 exons. Gene Ontology annotation, molecular function: D-amino-acid oxidase activity; FAD binding. The record is from RefSeq and is a predicted model, not a curated record.